Messenger RNA from Zonotrichia leucophrys gambelii, 4593 nucleotides. RefSeq lists its product as uncharacterized. The transcript is spliced from 4 exons. Gene Ontology annotation, biological process: virion assembly. The coding region runs from base 1 to 4593 and encodes 1530 amino acids. The record is from RefSeq and is a predicted model, not a curated record. NCBI's taxonomy places the organism in Eukaryota, Metazoa, Chordata, Aves, Passeriformes, Passerellidae. Gene Ontology annotation, molecular function: nucleic acid binding; RNA-DNA hybrid ribonuclease activity.
AUGAGACGCAGCAUCGCUGCGAAGCGAGAGGGGAGUCCCGCUCCGCAUUUCCUGUUCUUCGCGAGAAGCCAGUUGGGAGGAGGGUACCCAUCAAAAUCGGGGAUCGAUGAGAGGAAAGGCAGCCCUCGGGGACUAGAUAGAUCGCAGGGGUCGGGGAGCUACACGGAUGCUGACAGCCCACCCAGACUAAAAGUCGAAGGGGAGGAAGGCAGUACACCAGGAGCGGAGAGCCGAAGGGAGACACGUAGCUUGCCCGAACUCAGUCCAUAUGGGGAUAACAACACACCCAGAAGUGGAGGCGUCUGUAGAAUGGAAACCAGCACACCAAGGACUGGGGAAAAAAGUAACUCACUGGGAACCGACCUCUCUAAACUGAGGGGUGACAUCUCUGAAUUGAGAUAUAAUGAAAAGAAUGAUGAGACAUGUGAAAGGGAGGUAGAGAACAACUCACAGAAACUGAAUAUAAUAAUUCGGAUAGAAGACAAGAGGGAUGGAAGAGGAGCAGAGGACGAGGGGGACAGCAGCCCGGGACAGGAAAAGAGCUGGCAGAUACAAAAAGGGCAACAGAUGCAGGACGAGAAUCAAAUGGAUUGUGUAGUAAAGAUAGGAGGUGAAGAACAGGAAGGGGGAAAGAGGAAAGAGAAGAGAAAGAAUAGGGAAGACAUUGAGGCCCAGGAAGAGGAUCCCGGAGAAGGGACCAGUCACUCAUAUUAUACCAGAUCUGUGGCACGGGAGGAAGCAAAGCAAAGGGAGGAAGGGAACCAUACGAUAGCUCCUCUCCGACAACUUAUGCCAAUGGUGGGGGAGAGGACUAGAGUAAAGGUGCCGUUCUCGACAAGUGAUCUAAAUAAUUGGAGGGAUGAGGCAAAGAAUUUCAGGAGGAAUCCAGAGGGAGUAGCAAAGAGGUUUGAGUUAAUGGCAAAGAACCUAGAUAUUGACUGGGAGGAGAUAGAGGUGAUGUUGUCAGAGUUGACGGAUACAGAAAGGGAACUCGUAUUGGAAACAGGGAGAAGACACGCCCAAAUAUUAUCAGGGAGACUAGAAGAUAAUUUUCCCAUCAGUAAACCAGAGUGGGACCCGGGCAAUGCAGAGCACUAUCAGCGGUUAGUGCAGUAUAGGAAACUGAUAGCGAUGGGCUUGCGUAAUGCGAUCCCUAAGGCUAUCAAUUGGUCAAUGCUAUAUGACAUCAGACAGGGAAAAGAUGAGACCCCAUCGGAGUUCCUGGAUAGGCUUAGGGCAGCAAUGAGACAAUACACACCCCUGGACCCAGCAACAGAAGAAGGGAAACAGCACUUGCUAGGGUUAAUGAUGGGACAAAGUAACCCAGACAUCAGAAAGAAAUUACAAAAGCUUGAACAUCCAGCAAAUAAGAACCUAGAGACACUGCUGAAUGAGGCAUGGAAGGUAUACAAUAAUAGAGAAGUAGAGGAGAAGAAAAAGGAGGACAGGAGGAUAGCUCGAGUAGUGGCUGUAGCAGUGGCAGCUCAGAGGACAGGUCACUCGGAACCUGGAACUAGGGGAAGAGAAUUGGUACCUAAAAGUGAUGAAUUUGUACAAGUUGUGGGAGCAACAGGCCAACCAGAAAAGGCUUACUUUUUGAAACCUAUUAAAUACAAAAUUGGGAAACAAAUGGGAAUUCACCAGUUCCUGUAUUUACCAAAUUCGCCAAGACCCUUAUUGGGGAGAGACCUAUUGGAAAACUUGGGAGCCGUAAUAAAGUUCAAUAAAGACAAAUUGGAAUUUCAAGUAAAUGAGGAACAACUGAUUACAGCUUUAAGCCUAACAAUCAGUUGUGUGGAACCCAAACCUGAGAGUCACAAUUCCGAGCGAAUCCUGAGCGAGGCAUACCCAUUAGUUUGGGCUACUGAUAUACCGGGAAGGUCAAAACAAGCAGCACCGAUUGUUGUUGAACUUAAAGUUGGGGCAAAACCGGUAAAAAGAAAACAAUACCCUUUAAGGAUAGAAGACAGGAAGGGGAUUGAGCCCAUAAUCAAAAGGUUUUUGGAAUUAGGAUUAUUGGUAGAAUGCGAAUCGGAUUUUAACACACCAAUCCUGCCAGUAAAGAAACCUAGUGGGGCUUACAGACUAGUUCAGGAUCUGAGAGCAGUAAACGAAAUAACCAAGACAUUACAUCCAGUAGUUGCUAACCCAUACACACUUCUAACUAGACUAAAGGAUAAUUUGGCCUGGUUUACCGUAUUAGAUUUGAAAGACGCAUUCUUCUGCCUUCCCCUAGCCCCUGAGAGUCAAAAGAUCUUUGCUUUUGAGUGGGAGUCUGUAGAUAGAGGGAGAAAGACCCAGCUCACCUGGACGGUAUUACCCCAAGGAUGGGCCAAUUCCCCCACGAUUUUUGGGAACCAAUUAGCCAAAGAAUUAGAACAGUGGGAAAGGCCGCUGGGAGAUGGUACCCUUCUGCAGUACGUAGACGACCUCCUAAUAGCAACAGUGACAGAGGAAGAAUGCAUUGAAUGGACCAUUUCCUUGCUAAAUUUCCUGGGUUUAAGCGGAUAUCGAGUCUCUCAACAGAAAGCACAGCUGGUGCAAAAGGAAGUGGUGUACCUGGGAUACGAAGUCUCCAGAGGACAGCGAUCCCUGGGAGCAGCUAGGAAAGAGGCCAUCUGCCAGAUGCCUAGACCAGAGACGGUGAGAGAUCUGCGAGCCUUUCUGGGGAUGACAGGUUGGUGUCGGCUAUGGAUCUACCAGUACGGAAUACUCGCUAAACCAUUGUAUGACUUGUUGAAGGGAUCCAAGAAUGUCCUAGUGUGGACUCCCGAAGCAGAAGGGGCCUUCAAGAAGUUAAAGCUGGAACUAAUGAGAGCACCAGCCUUAGGUCUCCCAGAUGUAUCAAAACCAUUCUGGCUGUUCUCCCAUGAGCGACAAGGGAUGGCCUUAGGAGUCCUAGCACAGCAGUUGGGACCACAUAAGAGAGCUGUGGCCUACUUCUCCAAGCAGCUAGAUGAAGUAAGUAAAGGAUGGCCAGGCUGUCUGAGGGCAGUAGCCGCAGUGAUAAUUAACGUAGAAGAGGCCAGGAAGCUCACGUUGGGUCAAAAGAUGACUGUGCUGGUAUCUCACACUGUGUCGGCUGUGCUGGAACAGAAAGGCAAUCAUUGGUUGUCGCCCUCCAGAUUCCUAAAAUACCAGGCCAUCCUGGCUGAAUCAGAUGAUGUAACUAUUCAGGUAACUAACAUUGUGAACCCAGCUUCAUUUCUAGAAGGAAGAGCCCCAGCAGAAUCCAUUGAACACGACUGCCUGGAAACAAUUGAAGCCGUCUACUCCAGUCGUCCGGAUCUCAAAGAGGAGCCGUUCGAAGAUGCAGACAACUGGUUCUCGGAUGGCAGCAGCUUUGUGAAGCAGGGGGUAAGACUGGCUGGCUAUGCAAUUACUACCACAGAAGAAGUAAUUGAGUCAAACUCUUUGCCUGCGGGGACUUCAGCCCAAAAGGCAGAGCUGAUAGCUCUGACUCGAGCUUUGGAAUUGGCAGAGAACAUGCAAAUUAAUAUAUGGACUGACUCUAAAUAUGCCUUCUCCGUUGUGCAUGCCCAUGGGGCCAUCUGGAAAGAAAGAGGACUGCUGACUACGCAAGGGAAAACAGUCAAGCAUGCAGAGGAGAUUCUACGAUUGCUAAAGGCGGUCCAACUCCCAGCACAAGUGGCCAUAAUGCAUUGUAAGGGACACCUGAAAGGUAAUACUAUUCCAGAAAUAGGGAACAGGAAGGCAGAUACAGAAGCUAAAUUGGCUGCCACAAGGGCUAAGGAAGUGAAAGUAAUGGCCCUAAUACCAGGAGAACUGGAUACCAAUAUCCAGCCAGAUUACCAGGAAUCAGAUCAUAGAUGGAUUCAAAGGAAUAAGGGCAAAAUACUAGAAAAUGGUUGGGGUAGAUUGGAAACGGGACAGCUAGUAAUACCAGGAAACGUGAUGUGGCAGUUUGUAAAAGCAGAACAUGAAAAAGCCCACUGGGGCUUGGAUCCGCUCUAUCAGUACCUGCAAGCUAGGAUAGCAGGGCCAAAAUUAUUUACCACCAUAAAACAUGUCACAUCCCAGUGUGAGCGAUGCCUGAAGAACAACCCGAAUACAGGGACUAGGAUACACCAGGGAGCAAUAAAUCGAGAAUCUUUUAGGAAAACCCCUACAAGAGAAGUGGGAGGGACCCUUCCAAGUGCUGCUGACUACCUUCACCGCGGUUCGGAUCAAGGAGCGACCUGCGUGGAUCCAUUACUCACGGGUCAAGAAAGCUCCGGAGAACAAACAAGAGCAGACAUCAUGAUCCUGACUCCACCUCAAACCCUUACAACUUUGAUCAUUGGACUUUCGAUAAGUAUAGCUCUUCCCCAAGACUAUGCCCCAAUAGACCCAUGGUCUUAUGCACACCAGUGUAUCCACCCAGAGUUGGAAACGAAGGGACCCUAUUUCGAGGUUUAUGCUCUGCGUAACAAUCAGCCAUAUCCGAGUAAAGUAUGGGAUCAGUCCUCCAUGGUAGCAUACAAGGGAGACCAAAUCCAAAUUGGGUGUCGAGAACUUGACCCGGUAGAAGGGAGAACAAGGCGGCUAGUAUUAACAAUUAAACCCUUGAUGCUAGCCCUGAACAUAACUUAA